Plasmodium gonderi is the source of this 1389-nucleotide messenger RNA. RefSeq lists its product as hypothetical. The transcript has a single exon. The record is from RefSeq and is a predicted model, not a curated record. NCBI's taxonomy places the organism in Eukaryota, Apicomplexa, Aconoidasida, Haemosporida, Plasmodiidae. Bases 1 to 1389 code for a protein of 462 amino acids.
AUGAUCUUUAACUAUAAGGGAAAGAUUAAGGGUGUAAGAAAUUUUUACGCUUUCUUUAAUCAUAGGAAUAAUGAAAAGGCAUGUAACUGUUUUUUUUUUUCCGUUUUGUUGCCAAAUGAAGGAAGAAAUAGAAGAUCAUCAAUCGGCGGUAUUAUAAACACGCCAACAGGAUUAAUUGUAAAAUGUGUGAAUGACACAUAUAAGUCUAAAAACUUCAAUAAAAUAAAAUGGAAUUGUAUAAAGAAUGAUAUAUUAAAAAAUAUAGAUAAAUUUCAUACAAAAGAAAUAUUAAAAAUAGCAAAUAUUGUAAGUCGUUUGCAUUUUGGAAAAAAUAUUUUAAUGCAAUUUAUAAAAGUACUGAAAUGUAGGUUAAAUAACAUAAAUGCUGAUAAUAUCACACGAAUUAUGAUUUCUUAUAUAAAGGCAAAUAUUAAGGAUGAUUUAUUUUAUAAUGAACUAUGUUCAAUUAUUAAGAAUAACUUGCAGCAUAUAUCACACUCCCUCUUAAUUAAUCUUGUGUUUAACAUUAAUAAGUGUAAUAUAAAAAAUCACAAUAUUAUGUAUGUGCAAAAAUUGAUAUUGUAUCAUCUCAUAUCACAUUUUGACUUUGAGGGUUUUCAAAUUGAAGGUUCAUUUUUUGAAAAGUUAAAUAAUUCGGCUAGAACCAUGAGAGAAUGGGAGAAGACUCAUGGUGUCUUGGAAGGAGAGGAAAGCGAAAAUAAUUUCAAAAGGAAUGAACUAGGUGACGCGGCUGAUGUUGGUGUAGCAAGCGAAACUACAAAAACAGAUAUAGAAUCACAUGCAGACGAAUCAGGAUUUUUCAAAUCUCCAGUUCAUACUAAUUUAUACGAAGGAAAAAAAUAUGAUGAAAUACUACUUUUCUAUUCACUUAGCAAUUAUGUAUUUAUGACUUACUUAGAGAGUCAAUGUAAUUUUGCAUUAUGUGAUGAUUUUGCAAAAUGUUUAAAGAAUUGUUUCUGUACAAUGAAUAAAGCCAGUUUUGCUAGUGAAGAAAGACGUUUAGGUGAAUUCCCUCCAUUUUACAUAUUUUUACUUUAUAAGGCAAUUCUAAAUGGUAUAUACAUUUUUGAAGACAAGAACAUAAGCUGCACUUUGCUAUUCAAGGUUAAAGACAAAAUUAAUAAUGUCUUAAUACAAUUAAAAAAUAAAGAAACUUUUAUGAAAAAAGGAAAAACAAAUGAAAUUAUAAAAUAUAUAAAUAUAUUGCAGCAGAAUUUAUUUCAUUAUUCACAAAACAGAAAAACUCAUUUUCUUAAUCAUUUUGAAAAUAAUGUUGCGUUAGUUAAGACUAUGUUAUCUAUCUUACAGGAAAGUAAUCAAAAUGACAUCAACAGGUACAAAAUUAAGAACGAUAUGGAUUCAAAUUGA